Messenger RNA from Magnusiomyces paraingens, 1629 nucleotides. RefSeq lists its product as uncharacterized. Lineage: Eukaryota; Fungi; Ascomycota; Dipodascomycetes; Dipodascales; Dipodascaceae. The coding region runs from base 1 to 1629 and encodes 542 amino acids. The transcript has 4 exons. The record is from RefSeq and is a predicted model, not a curated record.
AUGUCUAUUCCACAGACACCAGCGAUGAAAUGGCGAUGGAAUCCAUUAGAGGUAGAUGCUCGCUUAAAAUCCUCUAUUAAACAGCUUGGUUCUAAAUCAUUACGUGCUAUUUUCCCCGGAAUAACUGAACUGAUCGAGACAUCCACCUUUUCCAACUCUAUUGAACUCUUUGCUAGCUACAAACUGACAUCUCAGAGAAUUAAAGCCGUCGGCUUGCUCAAUAGAACAAAUAACGCGGAUUUUCAACGUCUUUUAGAGUUUGGGGUUAUUUUAUUUUUUCCUGAGAUUAAAUCGUAUUUUAUGAAUGCUGAAAUACAUAAGCACUUUUCAAUUAAAAACGAAAUGCCCAAAAAUCUUGAUUUUUCACUUGAUCAAGAUCGUUACAUUUUGUAUAAGGACAAAAUUAUUUUGAGUCCCUACCAACUAAUUACCGUGAUUACUGAAGCAGCGUUAGCCUAUGAUCCACAAUCAGCUCUAUCUUCAGAAGCAGAUAUUUCUAAUUCUGGAAGAAAAAUUCGGCGGAAAACAAGUUUAAAUGGAGCUUUGGGCUCGUCACUUUUUGAGUUUCAUUUUUUUUCCCGCCGGAUUUUAGAGAUGAUUUCUCUUCGUCUUGACAAGGAAAAUUUUCAGAAGACAUUAAAUGAACCUUCUCCAAAAAAAAAAGAAUCAACCUCAUAUAUUAUUUCCGAUGAUUCAUUUGAUGAAGAAGAUGAAAUAUUACCCAAACCUGAUGUUUUAGCUGAAAAAACUGGCAAAAGAAACGGCCAAGAUUAUGAUUCUCUAGAGUCUAGCGAUGAAAUCCCACAAAGUCCUGAGUGCUUGGACACGGACUCAGAGCAGCCAACAUAUGAAAAUUCAACGCCGGCUUUAGAUCAGGAGGAUGCACCAAAUUUGGAUUAUAGUGAUCACAGUACAACCGAUGCUGCGGAAAAUGACAAAACAAAAAAUUUUCAAAAGAACAAACGACUUAAAGCUAUCUACAAAGGACAAACGAAAGCUACUGUUACACUAAGCUCCUAUCUGACUACGGAUGGCUCCUCAAAAAACAGUGCGUCAAGCUUGUUGGUCAAGCAAGCAUCAUCAUCGAUUCUUCUCAGUAUCAACGCCUCAAGCUUGUUGGUCAAGCGAGCAUCAUCAUCGGUUCUUCUCAGUAUUGACACCUCAAGCUUGUUGGUCAAGCGAGCAUCAUCAUCGGUUCUUCUCAGUAUUGACACCUCAAGCUUGUUGGUCAAGCGAGCAUCAUCAUCGGUUCUUCUCAGUAUCAACGCCUCAAGCUUGUUGGUCAAGCGAGCAUCAUCAUCGGUUCUUCUCAGUAUCAACGCCUCAAGCUUGUUAGUCAAGCGAGCAUCAUCGUCGGUUCUUCUCAGUAUUGACACCUCAAGCUUGUUGGUCAAGCGAGCAUCAUCAUCGGUUCUUCUCAGUAUCAACGCCUCAAGCUUGUUAGUCAAGCGAGCAUCAUCGUCGGUUCUUCUCAGUAUUGACACCUCAAGCUUGUUGGUCAAGCGAGCAUCAUCAUCGGUUCUUCUCAUUAUCAACGCCUCAAGCUUGUUGGUCAAGCGAGCAUCAUCAUCGGUUCUUCUCAGUAUUGACGCGUCAACUUGUUCAAGCGAGCAUCAUUCGUUCUUCUGA